AUCCGUCCGUGGCAGUGCUCUCUCCCAUCCCCACGCUUCCACUCUUCCCCUGAACCGCACGACAACCCACAGCGACUCGUCCAGCAACAAGCAAGCCCAUUCCGUGCGUUGUGCUGGAAACUUCGAACCUUUCGAAUCUUGGGCGCACUGCUGAAUCUUGUCCAAGCGCUGCACUUUUUUCCCGACGACGACGACGACAGAGCGAGUCUGGCCGAUUUGCGCGUCAUAUCCAUCGACGGAUACUCCGAUCACCACCUGCGCCCGAACGAAUUGAUCACAUUCACCGAUACACACACGACGCGCCAUCGCAACCACGGUGACGCAGGACACCGACUGACGCCUGGCAUUGUGAAGGGGCCACGCGUCUGAAACUUCGACGGUCCUUCGACACACAAUAAGCCGUCUUAUUCUACCCAAAGUCUCUCUGCCUAGACGGCGACGCUGUGGAUGGGAGCGCAUUGGGCCAAGAAACGGCCGCGCGAAGGCGCCGACGGUUCCCGAGCCGCUUGAACAGCGAAAAUAUCGAGCGCGAAAACUCGAACAGCAAUGUGCAGUGGCCACAUGCGCAAGAUGACAUCCUUCACGAUGGGACUCCCAUCAAUGCUUGUCCUAGUCCUGUCGACGUUCCUCUCGUCGGUUACAGCGGAGCGGCUUCUCAUGUCUAACUCGCUCAAUGCAUGCCAACAGGACUCUAGCUUCAAAGCUUCCCUCUUCAAUGUUGUAUACACCCCCUCCAACAAUAGCGCGAACAUCCAGAUAAUCGCCACUUCCUCGAUCCAAGGGAAAGUUCUUUUUGACCUCGCAAUAUCCGCCUAUGGCUACCAGGUCCUCCGGCGGACCCUGAACCCCUGCGAGAUGAACCUGCCAGGGCUGUGUCCUAUGGUGGCGGGAAAGAUACCGCUCGGCUUCGCGUUACCCGUCGGAGAAGAGGCCUCGAAACAGAUUCCUGGAAUCGCCUAUAACAUCCCAGACCUUGAUGCCAGAGUCAAAGUCUACGUUAACCUGUCAUCGACCGGGGAGAGCCUCGCUUGCCUAGAGGCUGACAUUUCCAACGGAAAGACAGUCGAUCUUUUAGGAGUGAAAUGGGCCACGGCAAUCAUCGCCGGGCUUGCGCUUAUUUCAUCUGCGAUUGUCAACGGGCUCGGAAAUCCAAACGCCGCGGCUCAUCUUGCCGCCAAUUCGCUAGCUCUUUUCGGCUACUUCCAAGCCCAGGCUAUACUCGGCCUUACGGGUGUCGCGCUUCCUCCAAUCGUUCAGGCCUGGGCGAUGGAUUUCCAAUGGUCGAUGGGCAUCAUCCGCGUGAAAUUCAUGCAGAAAAUAUUUACAUGGUACCAGCGGGCCACGGGGGGUACGCCUGCAACUAUCUUCGACUCGAUCACUACGGUCUCGGUGCAGGUCGCGAAGCGGGCGAUAAAGAGAGCGGCUCCGGUUUCACAGUCGGGUAUAAGUCUUUUCAAUCGAGGUUUAGCAUCAAUGCCUGCGUCCAUCGCCCAACCAGCGGCCAAGCUCCUCAAACGAGGAAACAUCGUGUCCGGUUCCGGCUCCUACCUGGUCUACGGGAUACAGCGGGUCGCGUUCCGGUCAAGAAUCGAGUCGACAAACCUAUUCAUGACGGGUCUUACAUUCUUCUACGUGUUCGUACUAUUAACAGUACUCAUCGUCGCCGCCUUCAAGGGCAUUUUCGACCUCUGCGCCAAAAAGGGCUGGAUUGGAGCGGAAAAGUUCCUCGAGUUCCGGAACGGAUGGCUUACCGUCCUCAAGGGCAUUCUCUUCCGCGUUGUCCUCAUUGGAUUUCCCCAAAUAUGCAUCCUCUGCUUCUGGGAGUUUACGCAAGUGGAUUCGCCCGCCGAAGUUGUCCUCGCAGCUGUUUUCUCCGCGGGCAUGAUUAUCACGCUUGGAUGGGGGGCUAGCAAGGUCAUUCGCAUCGCUCGCCGCUCGAUUGUCUUGCAUCAGAACCCAGCAUAUAUCCUGUUUUCGGACCCGCAAACACUAAACAAAUGGGGGUUCCUCUACAUCCAAUUCCGCGCGUCGGCGUAUUACUUUAUUGCGCCCGUCUUAGGCUAUAUAGUCGUUAAAGCCAUGCUGGUGGCCUUUGCGCAGAACAAUGGCGUCGCCCAGGCCAUCGGGUUUGUUAUUGUCGAGGCUGCUGCGCUGAUAGCAGCCUCCGUCCUUCGUCCUUGGAUGGAUAAAAGCACCAAUUCUUUCAACAUUGCCAUCUGCGCGGUCAAUUUCAUCAAUGCCAUCUUUUUACUGAUCUUUGCCAACAAGUUUGGUGCGCCUCUCAUCGUCGUAGGCGCGGUUGGCGUCGCGCUCUUCAUCCUCAACGCUGCCUUCUCGCUCAUCCUACUCAUCAUGGUGAUAACUUCGACGACUAUUACCCUCUUCCGCAGGAAUCCCGAUUCACGGUAUCAGAUCAUGGCGGACGACCGCGCAUCCUUUAUGAAAUCACAGACCCAACUUAACACCACAACGGAGUUGGAUGCCCUGGCCGCUACCGCUCGUGGCGACAAGACUGGCUACAAUACUGGCUACAAGCACCCGUUGGACUUGGAUGAGGAUGACUUAUCGGUUCGGUCAGAAACAGGGCAUCUCCACGGGCACUCUCACAGCGCCAGGGGGUCCCCGGUACCGUCCCGCCACAGAGGAACCCCAAUGCCUGGCGACAGUGACGGCUCCCUGUUUUCAGCCUGCCAGCGCCCCGAGAGCCCAUUCCACACGGGUUCACCCGGCGCGCGUCCUCGCACUCCAUCAUCGCCCGACAGGGCAGCGAGGUCAAAUCUAAACACCAGUCCCGCGCUUUUGAACCCGCCAAGGAGUCCAAGUUCAUGGCAGCGCGGUGCUGGGUAUGAGCGGGGAUAGUGGCCGCAAUAUUCAAAGCAGCACGAUCCAAUUGGGACAUGGAGCGACAUGACAGAGUUGGCGAUGGAUGACCAUACUUGCAUUGCGUUAUACCAGGCACACGCAUGCAUUGACCGAGGAAUUGCAUGGCCUUGCUAUAACAUGUUAGAUAGCAAGCAUGCCAUUGCGCCAGUACAUGAUCUGGACAUGGAGUGUGAUUGUGAUUGAGUCAGUCUCCAACGUUGGAGGUGCACUUGACUGGUCACUUGAUAGCAUUGCCCUGAAAGUCAAAUGUUCCCCCAGCAUGCUCCUUGAUUGCCACUAGUCGC
This is a messenger RNA of Purpureocillium takamizusanense, 3167 nucleotides long. RefSeq names its product Putative flavin carrier protein 3. The record is from RefSeq and is a predicted model, not a curated record. The transcript has 2 exons. Lineage: Eukaryota; Fungi; Ascomycota; Sordariomycetes; Hypocreales; Ophiocordycipitaceae. Gene Ontology annotation, biological process: fungal-type cell wall biogenesis; transmembrane transport. The coding region runs from base 547 to 2859 and encodes 770 amino acids.